Candida dubliniensis CD36 is the source of this 618-nucleotide messenger RNA. RefSeq names its product F1F0 ATP synthase subunit 5 (gene ATP5). Gene Ontology annotation, cellular component: membrane. The record is from RefSeq and is a predicted model, not a curated record. The transcript has a single exon. Gene Ontology annotation, molecular function: proton-transporting ATP synthase activity, rotational mechanism. Gene Ontology annotation, biological process: proton motive force-driven mitochondrial ATP synthesis. Lineage: Eukaryota; Fungi; Ascomycota; Pichiomycetes; Serinales; Debaryomycetaceae. Bases 1 to 618 code for a protein of 205 amino acids.
AUGAUUUCUCGUGUCUUUUCCCGUUCAUUAGCAUCAGCUGUCAAGUCUACUAAGCCACCAAUCCAAUUGUUUGGUAUUGACGGUACCUAUGCCAAUGCUUUAUACUCAGCAACAAUACAACAAUCCGACAUGGCUCAAACCUACAAGUCUUUAGAGAAGAUCGAAAAUGUUAUCAAGGGAGACCCACAGUUGAAGAACGCUUUAACCAACCCAUCAUUAACCAAGGACGACAGAGUUGCCAUUGCUAAAUCGGUUGCUAGCGACUUGGGUUUGGAUAAAACCACUGCCAACUUCUUGACUGUCUUGGCUGAAAACAACAGAUUGGGUAACUUCUCCAGUGUUUUCCAAAAAUUCGGAUUAUUGAAUGAUGCCUACAAUGGUGUUGUUGAAGCUAAAGUCACCUCAGCCAAGCCAUUGGAAUCAAAAAUUUUAAGGAGAUUACAAACUUCAAUUGGCAAGUCUUCAUUUGUUGGUGAAGGUAAAACUUUGAAAUUGACCAACCAAGUGAACCCAGAAAUCUUGGGUGGUUUAGUUGUUGAAGUUGGUGACAGAACUGUUGAUGUUUCUAUUGCUAACAAAGUUGCUAGAUUAAACCAAACUUUGAGAGACAACUUAUAA